Messenger RNA from Meriones unguiculatus (Mongolian gerbil), 509 nucleotides. Its product is annotated as transmembrane protein 14C-like. Gene Ontology annotation, biological process: regulation of heme biosynthetic process. Gene Ontology annotation, cellular component: mitochondrial membrane. The coding region runs from base 102 to 509 and encodes 135 amino acids. The transcript has a single exon. NCBI's taxonomy places the organism in Eukaryota, Metazoa, Chordata, Mammalia, Rodentia, Muridae. The record is from RefSeq and is a predicted model, not a curated record.
CCCGGCUCCUGACCUCCGUUCCUCGUCCUCCAGCUCAGACCUCUGUGCUCGGGCUCCGGUGUUGGGUGCAGGCCUGGUGUGGUCUCCCAAUUGACUGAACAAUGCAGAAGGAUAGUGGCCCACUGGUGCCUUUACAUUAUUUUGGUUUCGGCUAUAUAGCCCUGGUUGCUAUCGGCGGAAUUAUUGGCUAUGCAAAAGCAGGUAGUGUGGCGUCUCUGGCUGCUGGACUCUUCUUCGGGGGCCUGGCAGGCCUGGGUGCUUAUCAGCUGUCUCAGGAUCCCAGGAAUGUGUGGGUUUUCCUAGCCACAUCUGGGACGUUGGCUGGCAUUAUAGGGAUGAGAUUCUACAACUCUGGGAAAUUGAUGCCUGCAGGCUUAAUCACAGGUGCCAGUUUGCUGAUGGUUUCCAAACUUGGGACUAGCUUAGCUCACCACAUUCGUAGUGGCCAUGUCCCUGCGUGGGCUCAUGAAGAGUUGAAGGUCUCCAAACUCCCACAUUACAGUGUAUGA